Rhizopus microsporus ATCC 52813 is the source of this 1011-nucleotide messenger RNA. RefSeq lists its product as uncharacterized. The record is from RefSeq and is a predicted model, not a curated record. The transcript is spliced from 6 exons. Gene Ontology annotation, biological process: regulation of transcription by RNA polymerase II. Gene Ontology annotation, cellular component: nucleus. The coding region runs from base 1 to 1011 and encodes 336 amino acids. Lineage: Eukaryota; Fungi; Mucoromycota; Mucoromycetes; Mucorales; Rhizopodaceae.
AUGCAGCCAAAGAGGCAAAUAGACUACAAGUGUUCACUUUGUGAUAAAGUUUAUAAGAAGCCUAGUAAACUAAAAGAACAUGAAAGAACUCAUACAGGAGAAAGACCCUUUGUUUGUCAUUUCCCUGAUUGCAGUAAAGCAUAUUUUAGAUCUUCGCAUCUCAAAGUUCAUUUAAAAAGCCAUGCCAACGUUAAAGACUUUGUUUGCUCUUUUGAUAAUUGUGAUGCCGCCUUUAUGACCAAACAACAUCUUCAACGUCAUGAAAAGUCGCAUACAGCUCCCUUGUUGAAGUGUGAUUUCCCAGGUUGUACACAAAUGUUUGCCAAACGAUUUCAAUUAAGGUGGCAUAAAGCUUCCCAUACUAAAAAUUCCCAUGUAUGUGAAUGUGGAAGUACUUUUGACACUUUGGCUGCUUUAGAAAAGCAUCAACAAAGAGUACACAUCAAUCCUGUAUUAUAUCACUGUAAUCAAUGUGAAACUGUGUUCAAAAAAUGGUCAGAGUUACGCAGACACAUUAAGCAAACCCACCCUAUAGUUUGUACGAUAUGCAACAAGACGUAUACCAAGCAAAAUAACCUAAAACAGCACAUCAGAGAGAAACAUUCAGGUGAUUGCUCUGUUCAAUGUGAAUGGCCUGGGUGUAGUUCUGUCUUACAAUCUAAGCGAAGCUAUAGAAUCCAUGUUGCACUUGUGCAUGAACAGGAUGUACGCUUCAAGUGUGAUAUAUGUGCCAAAGGCUUUCCUUACCAAUCAAUGCUUCAAAAGCAUCUCUUGUCUCACACUCCGAAACCAAAGUCUCCAAGAGCGAAAUCUCCCUCACUUGCUGAACAGCUGACAGGACACAAUCACUAUAAAAAACAAGAUUACCCAUAUGAAUGCCCUUUCAAAGAUUGUCAAUACAAAUUCACAAACACGUAUUUAUUAAGAAGACAUUUGGAGAGUCAGUUUCAUGCUGAGGAUGUAAAAUCUUUUGUGGCUAAUAAUACUACUACAACUACUAUUGCUGAAUAA